Danio rerio (zebrafish) is the source of this 1526-nucleotide messenger RNA. The record is from RefSeq and is a predicted model, not a curated record. NCBI's taxonomy places the organism in Eukaryota, Metazoa, Chordata, Actinopteri, Cypriniformes, Danionidae.
AUGCAGAGGUUGUGUUUGGGAAUUGUGACUAAUUUUACACUCUUUCUUUUCAGACACCCCUUUUCUGGCCGUGAGGGACCCAUCUCGAAUGGCUCUGGCUUUAUAAUAAGUAGUGAUGACCUGAUAGUGACAAAUGCCCAUGUGGUCGCCAACAAGCGUGGUGUUCGUGUCAAACUGACCAAUGGUGAGACUUACAGCGCCACAGUCCAGGAUGUGGACCAGGCUGCAGACAUCGCCACCAUCAAAAUCAAUGUUAAGAAUCCUUUACCAACGUUGCGUCUUGGCAAGUCAUCUGAUGUGCGUCAAGGUGAAUUUGUGGUUGCCAUGGGGAGCCCCUUUUCUCUUAAAAACACCAUCACAUCUGGAAUUGUCAGCUCUGCACAGAGAGGCAGUAAAGAACUGGGUCUCUCCAACUCCAACAUGGACUACAUCCAGACGGACGCUACCAUAGAUUUUGGAAAUUCAGGAGGGCCUCUCAUAAACCUGGAUGGUGAGGUCAUCGGCAUUAAUACCAUGAAAGUGACAGCAGGGAUUUCCUUCGCUAUUCCCUCAGACAGAGUCCGUCUCUUCCUUGACCGAUCUGCAGACAAACAGAGUAAGAAUGACCUCACAGCUGCUUGCUUUUGUCUGUGACAGCAUUUUUUUUCACUGACAGAUGGGUAUUGGGUUUUUUUUUUAGACUCUUGGUUCGGAGAAUCGGGAUGGAAAAGGCGUUACAUUGGAGUGAUGAUGUUGACUUUGACCCCCAGUAUAAUCGAAGAGCUAAGGAUGCGAGACCCGUCCUUCCCUGAUGUUUCUCAUGGAGUUCUCAUCCACCGUGUGAUUGUAGGAUCUCCAGCCAACAGAUGUGCUGCUCUCUGAACAUGAUGUUAUCAGCUGUUGAUUAAGGCAUCCUAUUGAUGAUGUCAUUUCCUGUUUUCUGUUUUGCAGAGCCGGAAUGAAGCCAGGAGAUGUUAUUAUUGAGAUCAAUGGGGUAAAGGUGAACACGUCAGAGGAGAUAUAUAAUGCUGUGAGGACCAGCGAAAGCUUAAAUGUGGUGGUCCGCCGGGGGGCCGACCUGCUCAUGCUGCACAUGACCCCAGAGUCCACAGAGUGACAUCAAGUCUAGUUUUUAGUAAGAUUAAGAAAUGGUGAGUAAUGAGAAGCUGUCAUAGUUGGAGCUGUUGUAAGAAAGGAAUCAUCUUAAGAGUUGAACAGUUUUAGCAAACGCUGGACAUUCGUGUAGUAAACGUGUUUCUGGAAGCGUAUGAAAUAAUGUGGAUGAUUCAGACUUCUGUACACUGGAUAAACCUCAGUGUGUCUGCGCAAACUACACUAUCAGUAUUGAUUUGAAGGAAUAUCACUGAAUAUUUUGUUUAGGAUUGUCAUGAUGGCAACAAACACUCAACGACCUUAAUAAAACUGGGUGCUCUUAUUGUGAAAAUGCUGAUGUUUUGUAUUGAGUCUCACAUUCUCAUGUUACGACGUUUGUAUUUUAAUACAUUUUUCUGAACAGCUCUGAUUUCACAAUAAACCAUUGGAAUAUU